Malus domestica (apple) is the source of this 935-nucleotide messenger RNA. RefSeq names its product protein cornichon homolog 1-like. The record is from RefSeq and is a predicted model, not a curated record. Lineage: Eukaryota; Viridiplantae; Streptophyta; Magnoliopsida; Rosales; Rosaceae. Gene Ontology annotation, biological process: vesicle-mediated transport.
GCUCUUUCCGUUGGAGAUAUUUUAAGAGUCUUCUCUUUAGCAUGAUGGUAAUUAUGGCACAGAUGCUAAGAAAAUCAUUUUUCAUUAUAAUGUCGACAUUUGUAUUUUACCUCCAGAAAGUUGAAAGCCGUACCAAAUUAGCAAGGAAUUAGCAGUAGAGCACCAUUAGUAGUCUAGUAAAUUUGGCAAGCAAGCAAGCAGGCAUGGCUUGGGAAUUGAUGUAUUGGCUCAUCUGCUUCUGCGUCGACCUUGCCCUCUUCGCCUCCAGCCUUUACCAGUAUGUGAUGUUAACAGACUUGGAGGCUGACUAUAUCAACCCGUACGAACUAUCAAAUCGCAUCAAUCAAUUGGUUGUCCCUGAGUUCAUAUUGCACAUUGUGUUCUGUGCAUUUUUCCUCUUGGCUCGGCGUUGGUUCAUGUUCCUCGUUACAGUCCCUCUUACUAGCUAUAUUGUCAUGUUGUUUGUAAAACAGCAGCAUCUUAUUGAUGUUACUGAAGUGUUCAGGGUUCUUAAUACUGAGAAGAAGUGCAGGCUUGUCAAACUUGGCUUCUACUUUUGCCUUCUCGCUGUAAUCAUCAUCAGGCUUACCUUAGCUGCUUUCAACUCUUUGACUAGUGAAGAACAUGCUGUGAUAUUUUGAUUACUCACUGCUUGACAGUAUGAUAGCAGAUAGCCGCUCAUUGUAAGUUUGUUUUCUAUCUGUACUACUGAAGGAUGAAUCAUAGCUCAGGGGAUAUAGAAAUUUAGAGGUUCAAUGGGUAGAAUGAAUGAUUCAGUGGACAAUCGUACCCUUUUGUUGUUUUGAUAUCUGAAGUAUUCCCGUUGACUGAUAAGCAUGGGGAGUCCGUGUAGAUUGUACCUUUGUAUUCGGAGGAUUAACGGUGUAGUUGUUAGUUUGUCUUGGAAGUGAGUUAAUCGUGUCCGUGGUAUGUCA